Stegastes partitus (bicolor damselfish) is the source of this 1700-nucleotide messenger RNA. RefSeq names its product cysteine dioxygenase, type I (gene cdo1). Gene Ontology annotation, molecular function: ferrous iron binding; cysteine dioxygenase activity. The record is from RefSeq and is a predicted model, not a curated record. Gene Ontology annotation, biological process: L-cysteine catabolic process. The transcript is spliced from 5 exons. NCBI's taxonomy places the organism in Eukaryota, Metazoa, Chordata, Actinopteri, Pomacentridae. Bases 104 to 709 code for a protein of 201 amino acids.
CGGGCUGAGCUGAGGAGCAGUUGAGAGGCAUCAAAAGUUGUCUGGCUUUUUAUUUUUCCAAGAAAUUUUCUGCAACGCAAAAGAAAAAAAAAAACAGAGAGAGAUGGAGCAGACCGAAGUAGUGAAGCCACAAACUCUGGACGACCUGAUUAAGAUCCUGCACAAGAUCUUCGAAAGUGACUCCAUCAAUGUGGAGGAGGUCCAGCACAUCAUGGAAUCCUAUGAGAGCAACCCUCAGGACUGGAAGCACUUCGCAAAGUUUGACCAGUACAGAUACACGAGGAACCUGGUGGACGAGGGCAACGGGAAGUUCAACCUCAUCAUCCUCUGUUGGGGUGAAGGCCACGGCAGUAGCAUCCACGACCACACAGACUCCCAUUGUUUCAUGAAGCUGCUGCAGGGUCAGCUGAAGGAAACGCUGUUCGAGUGGCCCGACGGGAAACAAAAGGGAGACAUGGUCCAGAAGUCGCAGAGAAUCCUGCAGGAGAACAAGGUGGCUUACAUAAAUGACUCCAUCGGUCUGCAUCGUGUGGAGAACGGCAGCCACACAGAGGGCGCAGUGAGCUUGCACCUGUACAGUCCCCCCUUCGACUUCUGCCAGACCUUUGACCAGCGGACGGGCCACAAGAACACCGUCAAGAUGACCUUCUGGAGCAAAUACGGAGAAAGGACUCCAUUUGAGACCACGGUUUCACAAGAGAACAACUAAAAGGUCGCCGCCCGAGGAGGCUGGAGAUGGUCAAGACGCUUGUAUUUAAAAAAAUGACAUUGCUAUAAAAUUGAUUGAAGGGAAACUGCUGGGGGAGGCGAAAUUUGGACCUAAGCAUUAAAAAAAAAAAAAAAAUCAAGAGCGGGCUGGUUCAAAAGGACAACCCAGUAAUUAGAAUGGCUUUAUCGCUGCCCAGUGUGAGCUUGGCAAAUACUGAUGAGCACAGGACGAAUGCAUGAAUAGGCUUGGACAUGGAUUGAAUCUGCCCUUUGUUUGGUGGGCCUGAGGAGACCCUUUCCCAAUAACAACAUUCCUGUCUAUCCACGACCUGUGUAACCACACUUUUGUAAAGUUAUGGCCCAUAGUCAGAAGAGUUUUAACAUUUGAAAAAAAGAAGGGGGGAAAUAUCGCUGUUCUAGUGUUUCUCUUAAAUUUUAUAUUUCAAGGAAGCAGUUCUGCAAUCAACAGUUCUGCUCUGAGUUCUUUUAUAGCUGUAUUUACUGUUGAUUUAUACCACUCAAAAUUGUCUAAACGCCUGUUGAAAAUUGUCAUGGAAUGUAACGUUGUUUGUACAGUCGAACUAAAAGGAGCAAAAAAAAAAAAAGAAAAAAAAAGUUUGUUCCAUUUGGAAAUGUAAAGCUUUAGAGUUGUGUUGUUUUUAAAAAAAAGUGCGAUGCUUGUAAUUUAUUUGCGGAGUAUCCCGUUUGCCGACGGCUCCCAAAUGUGUUCAUUUUAAAAGUUCUGACCCGGAGAUGUUUUGUGGGGAGGGGAAUCUUUUGUAUUAUUAGCAGGCAAUAUGUUUAGAUGGAACUCAUACUUUUUCUCAGGAUUUUGGCAUAUUUUGAUUGUAGUUGUAUUUAUAUAGUCUGUAGCUUCACAGCGUAGCACCUCUCAUUAGCACUGUCAGACCCACGCAUGACCUCUGUAAUGCAGUAAACGAUAAAUCUGGCCAUAACUGUAGACCAUUAAACACCAUUAUUCUUUCACAUAA